Cynara cardunculus var. scolymus (artichoke) is the source of this 1802-nucleotide messenger RNA. Its product is annotated as internal alternative NAD(P)H-ubiquinone oxidoreductase A1, mitochondrial-like. The transcript is spliced from 9 exons. Gene Ontology annotation, molecular function: NADH dehydrogenase activity. Lineage: Eukaryota; Viridiplantae; Streptophyta; Magnoliopsida; Asterales; Asteraceae. Bases 85 to 1572 code for a protein of 495 amino acids. The record is from RefSeq and is a predicted model, not a curated record.
AAAAAUACUCCACUUCACAAUCACCAGGAUGCAAUCUUCUUCAACCCCUCCAUCCAUCAAUUUACUUCACCAUUAACUCCGGCGAUGUACUGGUUCAAGAAUCUAACUCGAUUGUCCUCUCCGUUCAAGCACCACUCCACCGGCAAAUUCACACCACCCACUUUGUUUUCCCUGCAACACCUCCACCACUUCACCACCGCCGGCGAUGCAGUGGCUCCACCGACUUCCGGGCUUGAGCCCACCAAGAAAACCGACAAGCCUAGAGUGGUGGUUCUGGGUUCCGGUUGGGCAGGGUGUAGGCUUAUGAAAGGCAUCGACACCAGUUUAUACGAUGUCGUUUGUGUUUCCCCUAGGAACCAUAUGGUUUUUACUCCUCUAUUGGCUUCUACCUGUGUCGGUACUCUCGAGUUCCGGUCUGUUGCUGAGCCGAUCGGCCGGAUUCAGCCGGCGAUCUCCAGCGAACCCGGUUCGUAUUUCUUCCUAGCUAAUUGCAAAGGCCUUGAUGUCAAGAAUCAUGAGGUGCAUUGCCAAGCAAUAACCGAAGGAGCACAGACAAUGGAUCCAUGGGAUUUCAAGGUUUCGUAUGACAAAUUAGUCAUUGCCUCCGGAGCCGAGGCUUCAACUUUUGGAAUCAAAGGUGUCAAAGAACACGCCAUUUUUCUUCGUGAGGUGCACCAUGCUCAAGAAAUCCGAAGAAAACUGCUUCUCAACUUGAUGCUUUCUGAUGUCCCCGGAGUAUCUGAUGAAGAAAAGCGUAGACUUCUGCAUUGUGUUGUUGUUGGAGGCGGUCCAACUGGAGUUGAGUUCAGUGGCGAACUCAGUGAUUUCAUCAUGAGAGAUGUUCAUCAAAGAUAUUCUCAUGUGAAAGAUUACAUUCACGUUACGUUGAUCGAGGCGAAUGAUAUCUUAUCUUCAUUUGAUGAUCGUCUUCGGGUAUAUGCUACUAAGCAGUUGACUAAGUCAGGAGUUCGUUUAGUUCGUGGAACUGUGAAGGAUGUUCAACCUAAGAAGAUAGUUCUUAGUGACGGAACUGAUGUUCCGUAUGGUUUAUUGGUGUGGUCGACUGGUGUUGGUCCCUCGACGUUCGUUCAAAAGACGGAUCUUCCGAAGGCUCCUGGAGGAAGGAUUGGGAUCGAUGAGUGGUUACGGGUACCAUCUGUACCCGAUGUAUUUGCGAUUGGGGACUGUUGUGGGUACCUUGAGAGUACCGGCAAAUCAACCCUUCCGGCUUUGGCUCAAGUGGCGGAGAGGGAGGGGAAGUACCUGGCGGAACUUUUAAACAAGAUCGGUAAGGCGGGUGGCGGGCAUGCUAAUAGUGACGGAGAUUUGGAACUCGGGGCGCCUUUUGUUUAUAAGCAUUUGGGAAGCAUGGCAACUGUUGGGAGUUACAAGGCACUUGUGGAUCUCAGGCAAAGCAAGGAAGCAAAAGGUUUGUCGAUUGCUGGAUUUGCUAGUUGGUUCAUUUGGCGUUCUGCUUAUCUCACACGUGUCGUAAGCUGGAGGAAUAGAUUUUAUGUGGCGAUAAACUGGCUAACUACAUUCGUUUUUGGUCGUGAUAUAAGCAGGAUAUAAGCGUCGUCACAAGUGGAAUGGUUGCUUUGAAGCAUAUCGACAUUUGAGGAGCUUGGAACGAACAAAACCCUUGUACUUUUUGCCAUUUUUGUUUCUUCUUUUCGGGCUCUGUUACAUAUGAUUAUAGGCUUUUCGUAAUUGUGAAAUCACGAAUUCUAAACGAUGUAUGGUUAGAGUUUCGAUUAUUGGUCUUGGAAAAGGAAAUACAACUGCCACGUUGUCAAACAUGA